AAUUUCGAUAAAAUGAAUGUUCGGACGAAUCAUUUCACUCCACUUCCGGAGGGCUGCUCACCACUGAAACGGGAUAUCAAGAAUUAUGUUUCAUCUGGUUGCAUCAAUUUGGAUAAGCCAGCUAAUCCGUCCAGUCACGAAGUAGUUGCAUGGAUUAAACGAAUUUUACGCGUUCAGAAAACAGGACAUAGUGGUACAUUGGAUCCUAAGGUAUCAGGCUGUUUGAUCGUUUGUAUCGACCGAGCGACAAGACUAGCAAAAUCACAGCAAGGCGCCGGUAAAGAAUACGUUGCAAUUUUUCGAUUACACAAUGCUGUUGAAUCGGAAAAGAAAGUGCGUCAGGCACUGGAGAAAUUAACAGGCGCUCUGUUUCAACGUCCACCGCUCAUUUCGGCCGUAAAGCGACAGCUCCGAAUUCGAACAGUCUAUGAGAAUAAAUUGGUCGAAUACAAUCCCAGUCAGAAUAUGGGCAUUUUUUGGGUGAAAUGCGAGGCGGGAACAUAUGUGCGAACAAUCUGCGUACAUCUUGGCUUAUUACUUGGUGUUGGUGGUCAAAUGCAGGAAUUACGAAGAGUUCGCUCAGGUCUAGUGCCUCAUGCUUAG
Gongylonema pulchrum is the source of this 603-nucleotide messenger RNA. The record is from the annotation of a GenBank genome assembly. Lineage: Eukaryota; Metazoa; Nematoda; Chromadorea; Rhabditida; Gongylonematidae.